This is a messenger RNA of Oncorhynchus keta (chum salmon), 11539 nucleotides long. Its product is annotated as vascular endothelial growth factor A-like. Gene Ontology annotation, molecular function: vascular endothelial growth factor receptor binding; growth factor activity; heparin binding. Lineage: Eukaryota; Metazoa; Chordata; Actinopteri; Salmoniformes; Salmonidae. Bases 7178 to 7885 code for a protein of 235 amino acids. Gene Ontology annotation, cellular component: membrane. The transcript is spliced from 12 exons. The record is from RefSeq and is a predicted model, not a curated record. Gene Ontology annotation, biological process: positive regulation of protein phosphorylation; sprouting angiogenesis; positive regulation of angiogenesis.
AGCCUUUUUGGAUGGGCAAUUCUAAUGUCACUCUAUGGAAGCACCCAAGGGGCUUGAAUUUUCGAGCUCUCCCCGUAGAUUUUGCAGUGACGUGGUGUCCCCAUGAGUGACAGAACACUGAGCACAGCGCAACUAAAAAACAUGAUCAACCCCUACGCUCCGUAUUUUCCGCGGGCUGUCCCACCACCACAGAAAGCACUGAGCUAGGCUGGAACACCUACAUGUUCGAGCUGCCUUAAGAAAGCAAAAGAGCGACCAUGUUUGUGUGCAGCUUUAUUAACUCAGUGAUUUAUAAACUUUUUUUAAAAACUUGUUUGCAAACUGAAGUGUGACACAUAUUAAGGCCAAAUUAACAUGCAAAAAUAAAUAUAUGCAGUUGAAGUCGGAAGUUUAUAUACACCUACAGCCAAAUACAUUUAAACUCAGUUUUUCCACAAUUCCUGAUAUUUAAUCAGAGUAAAAAUUCUAUUUUAGGUCAGUUAGGAUCACUACUUUAUUUUAAGAAUAUGAAAUGUCAGCAUAAUACUAGAGAGAAUGAUUUAUUUCAGCUUUUAUUUCUUUAAUCUCAUUCCCAGUGGGUCAGAAGUUUACAUACACUAAAUUAGUAUUUGGUAGCAUUGCCUUUAAAUUCUUUAACUUGAGUCAAACGUUUCUGGUAGCCUUCCACAAGCUUCCCACAAUAAGUUGGGUGAGUUUUGGCCCAUUCCUCCUGACAGAGCUGGUGUAACUGAGUCAGGUUUGUAGGCCUCCUUGCCCGCACAUGCUUUUUCAGUUCUGCCCACAGAUUUUCUAUAAGAUUGAGGUUGGGGCUUUGUGAUGGCCACUCCAAUACCUUGACUUUGUUGUCCUUAAGUCAUUUUGCCACAACUUUGGAAGUAUGCUUGGGGUCAUUGUCCAUUUGGAAGACCCAUUUGCGACCAAACUUUAAGUUCCUGAUUGAUGUCUUGAGAUGUUGCUUCAAUAUAGCCAGGUAAUUUUUUUCUCAUGAUGCCAUCUAUUUUGUGAAGUGCACUAGAACCUCCUGCAGCAAAGCACCCCCACAACAUGAUUCUGCCACCCCCAUGCUUCAUGGUUGGGAUGGUGUUCUUCGGCUUGCAAGCUUCCCCCUUUUUCCUCCAAACAUAACGAUGGUCAUUAUGGCCAAAAAGUUAUAUUUUUGUUUCAUCAGACCAGAGGACAUUUCUCCAAAAAGUAAGAUUUUUGUCCCCAUGUGCAGUUGCAAACCGUAGUCUGGCUUUUUUAUGGCGGUUUUGGAGAAGUGGCUUCUUCUUUGCUGAGCGGCCUUUCAGGUUAUGUCGCAAUAGAACUUGUUUUCCUGUGGAUAUAGAUUAUUUUGUACCGGUUUCCUCCAGCAUCUUCACAAGUUCCUUUGCUGUUGUUCUGGGAUUGAUUUGCACUUUUUGCACCAAAGUACGUUCAUCUCUAGGAGACAGAAUGCGUCACCUUCCUGAGUGGUAUGACGGCUGCGUGGUCCCAUGGUGUUUAUACUUGCAUACUAUUGUUUGUAUUGAUUAACGUGGUACCUUCAGGCGUUUGGAAAUUGCUCCCAAGAAUGAACCAGACUUGUGGAGGUUUCCAAUUUCUUUUCUGAGGUCUUGGUGGUUUUCUUUUGAUUUUCCCAUGAUGUCAAGCAAAGAGUCACUGAGUUUGAAGGUAGGCCUUGAAAUACAGCUACAGGUACACCUCCAAUUGACUCCAAUGAUGUCAAUUAGCCUAUCAGAAGCUUCUAAAGCCAUGACAUCAUUUUCUGGAAUUUUCCAAGCUGUUUAAAGGAACAGUCAAUUUAGUGUAUGUAAACUUCUGAGCAACCGGAAUUGUGAUUAAGUUAAAUAAUCUGUCUGUAAAUUGUUGUAAAAAUUACUUGUGUCAUGCACAAAGUAGAUGUCCUAACCGAUUUGCCAAAACUAUAGUUUGUUAACAAGACAUUUAUGGAGUGGUUGAAAAACUAGUUUUAAUGACUCCAACCUAAGUGUAUGUAAACUUCUGACUUCAACUGUUAAUAUACAGCACCAGUCAAAAGUUUGUACACACCUACUCAAGGGUUUUUCUUUAUGUUGACUAUUUUCUACAUCGUACAGUAAUAGUGAAGACAUCAAAACGAUGAAAUAACACACAUGGAAUCAUGUAGUAGCCCAAAAAGUGUUAAACGAAAUAUAUUUCAGAUUCUUCAAAGUAGACACCCUUUGCCUUGAUGACAGCUUUGCACACUCUUGGCAUUCUCACAACUAGCUUCACCUACAAUGCUUUUCCAACAGUCUUAAAGGAGUUCCCAUAUAUGCUGAGCACUUGUUGGCUGCUUUUCCUUCACUCUGCAGUCCAACUAAUCCCAAACCAUCUCAAUUGGAUUGAGGUUGGGUGAUUGUGGAGGCCAGGUCAUCUGAUGCAGCACUCCAUCACUCUCCUUCUUGGUCAAAUAUCCCUUACACAGCCUGGAGGUGUGUUGGGUCUUUGUCCUGUUGAAAAACAAAUGACAGUCCCACUAAGCGCAAACCAGAUGGGAUGGCGUAUCGCUGCAGAAUGCUGUGGUAACCAUGCUGGUUAAGUGUAACUUGAAUUCUAAAUCAAUCACCCUCCGUGUCACCAGCAAAGCCCCUCCCCAAUAGGGUUGCACAUUUUGGGGAAUAGUCCGAGGUGGAAACUUUCCGUGGGAAUUAACAGGAAUAUAUGCAAAUUAAUAUGAAUACCAUUUUAAAUAUAGAUAUUUUUUCUAUUGGAUAUAUUUACCAUAUCAUAUGGAGACAAACAAACCUUUUACCUUAAGUAAAUAUAAUUGCAAAUGAUUAAAUCCUUCCAAUAGAAAAAAUAUAUAAAACAUUUGUUAAGAAUUUAACUUUAAUUAAAUCAGUUGACUCUUCACAUGGGAUGAUUUUACUGAACAACAAAAGAAAGGGAAUAUUGGAUGAUCCUCAAUGAUCCAUCGCAUCUCCCAAAAACCUUUUAAAAAUACAUCUGUAAAAUGAAAGUCUAGAAACUAAAGCUUUGGUUGUCUUCCUCUCAGGCUUCCCUGUCUUCUCCCUGAACCCCCUUAAUGUCCACCUCUUGAACAUCAGACUCUGAGGCCUCAUCUUCACUGUCACUUUUCAACCUUGUUGAGGAUGGCUCAUUGUCAGGCUCAAAAAGCCUCAAUUUUGCCCAGAUGGCCACCAAUUUUUCAACCCUUGUAUUGGUCAGCGUGGUGUGCCCGUGUGUGUGUGCCCGUGUGUGUGCCCGUGUGUGUGCCCGUGUGUGUGCCCGUGUGUGUGUGUGUGUGUGUGUGUGUGUGUGUGUGUGUGUGUGUGUGUGUGUGUGUGUGUGCCCGUGUGUGUGUGUGUGUCCCGUGUGUGUGUGUGUGUAUGUGUGUUCCCGUGUGUGUGUGUGUGUGCCCGUGUGUGUGUGUCUGUGUGUGUUCCUGUGUGUGUGUGUUCCCGUGUGUGUGUGUGUGUGUGCCCUGUGUGUUCCCGUUCCCGUGUGUUCCCGUUCCCAAACAAGGACCAGUUGUGCUCUGAGGUGGCUGAUGUUGGUGGGAUUUGGAGUAUGAUGAAGGCAACAGGGAAAGAGCCUCAGAUCCACAAAGUCCCUUCCACCAGGUGGCUGAUGAGGCAGUGCCCUGUCUAACCCGGGGCUGCAUGGCCAGUUUGUGGAGCUGAACGAGGCCUACAGGGUCCUGAGUAAGGAGGUGUCCCAGAGAGAGUACGACCUGCACCCUUUUACCGGGGGACAGGCCUUCAGACCCACCUCCACACAACCCCAGGAGAGUAUGCGCUACUAGGAUCAGUUCAAACCCUGAUGAACUUUAGAAUAAUUAGCUACUGUAUGCUCAUCAUGUGACUGAGCUUCUCUUCAGACAGUUGGAGUCUGUCCAUAACAACUUCACGGACGAGAAGAACAGGUCAUCAAGCAGAUCUACAAUGAGGGCAAGAGUAAACGGGUUUAAGAAGCAGACAGAGAUUCUCAGACAGAAUUCUCAGGAGAAACACAAAAUCACUUGCAACAAGUAGGAGUUUAGUAGAAUACGAGCACAUGGUAAAACAAGGGGGAUUGAUUUGGCCGAACACCUCGGAAGAGGAAUGGAGUCAUUCAGGAAGGGGGUGAACGGUUGAUUGAGUUAUAGGAGUAGUUAACUUUUUCACUGUGGCAGACGUUGAUGAUGUGCACAGCUCUCGUUUGCUUGGACCUUGGAUACUAAGCCAAGGAGUUAAAAAACAAGUGUGUAAUACCUGGGUGAAACGGAAACAGUAAUGGGGUACAUGUCUUUGUCACAGUAAAGCCUCGCCCCACAGCCAUUCUAGGUUUCUCCAGGAGGAGAAUACGUUGUGGAGGUUUGGUCUGGUAUCACAAGACUAACAGCAGUAGGUCAUUAGCAGCACAUCUCUUCCGCUAUUGGAUGGAACCAAGACUCCUGUUAGCCAGUUGCUAAUUGGUUUGCAUACCCGUGACAUGAUGGUUUCCCCACGGCCGUUCAGAGGCAGUCUCAACAAGAUUCAUGGGACUGUGUGAAUUUGCCCACUGGAGAUGGGGCAUUCCAGAUAUUGUAAACUUCAGUGUUCAGUAAUGUAAGUCUAUGACUGCGUACUGUAAAGACUUUAAUCAAAGGUAGAAUCCCAUAAUGACAGAAAGGGGGUGCUCUGCACAGCUGCCCUUGAACCACUGGGAUUCAGUUAUUGCUCUGUGUGUCAAUGACACCAUGGAUCUUUUGACUCUGCUACUGGGCCCAUGGUGGACCCAAAUACAGUCAUAAAAAUAUACUGUUCGGGACAGGAGUUUUUCCUGACAAUGUUACCUACAUGCAAUAUUUAGGGCCUUCUGCUUUUCCUGGUUAUGUGAUGAGGAACAACUGUCCCUAGAUAUACUAUAUACUUUCCCAUUGAAAGGACAUGGAAUCAAGAGACAUUUUGAAAAUUAAGUCAAAUUAGGACUUUUUUAAAUGGUAUUUAAUUGUGCACUUCUCUGAUGGGGCGGCAGGGUAGCCUAGUGGUUAGAGUGUUAGAAAGGUUGCAAGUUAGAAUCCCUGAGCUGACAAGGUGCAAAUCUGUCGUUCUGCCCCUGAACAGGCAGUUAACCCACUGUUCCUAGGCCGUCAUUGAAAAUAAGAAUUUGUUUUUAACUGACUUGCCUAGUAAAAUAAAGGUAAAAAAAAAAUGUUGAAUAAUUAAUUUUAGGAAUGGUAAUUAUACUAUGGGAAGUACUGAAGUGCCACGCAGGCAGAUUUAUUGAGAUUAGAAAUGUAUUUAAUUUAUUGCUGUGGUGACGGCCAACCGACACUUACCAUAAGUCACAGAUUGUGUUUCAGUGAUGUUUAAUGACAGCCUUAACUCUUCACGGUGUCGUGGAGUCAUGCAAUGAUGAAUAACUUAGUAAACACUGUUCCUCUGAUCUCAACCAACAACCUCCAAUGUUUCAUUUUGAGUUUGUUUCUCACCUGUUUCUCACGCUCGCAUGUCCUGUCAGGUUUGGGAGUGAGCGAGUGGUGCAGUGUUUGUUAAUGACUCUAUGACCUUGUGUUGUUUCUCAAGCCCUUAGCUGAAACCACAGGAGAUAACAGGUCCCUGCAUACCGACAUCCCCUAUGUAGUGCACAAGUGCCCCCUCAUAACCAAAACACACCAAACUGACAGAGACUCUUCUGUCGACGUAAAGACAAACUGAUGGGAGACAGGGUUCACUGUACGUUCUGUGCUGCUGAUCAAGGUUUUGUAAGCUUCUGACUGUGAGCUAGUGCUGCUGAUCAAGGUUUUGUAAGCCUCUGACUGUGACUUAGUGCUGCUGAUCAAGGUUUUGUAAGCCUCUGACUGUGACUUAGUGCUGCUGAUCAAGGUUUUGUAAGCCUCUGACUGUGACCUAGUGCUGCUGAUCAAGGUUUUGUAAGCCUCUGACUGUGACCUAAAUUAGUUGUGCAAAUGUAUUAUUCCAACCAAAUAAAUGAUUAAUAUCAAUUCACUGGGGGUGAUCAGUUAGUGGUCUGUGUGUUUUAUGUGUCUGUCUGUGAGAGCUUGGAUGUGGAUUUGGGUGAAUGAUAUAAAGAGAUCUUAGUGCAAUAAAAUGACCCCCUUUAUUGUAUCGUUAUUAUAAAAUGUAUUAUGUGGCUGAGAAAGUGGAGUGGUAAAUUAUUGAUUGACCUGCUGAAUGACGAAUUGAAGGGCGACGUUCACCUGUGUCCAGUGCGCGGGUGCGUCCAUGUCAUUUUGAAAAAGUUGGCAGUGCAAAGGUUACGCGGAAUUCGGAGUGCGUCGAGUGGAGUGCGCCUUUUAAUUGUGAUCUGAAGGGCAAAGGACAUGAGCAACCAAUCAUAACAGACCAAGAGACGCUGUCAAGGACCCUUCUCUUUGUGGACUGCUCUGGCACCAUUAACUUCUUUCUAUAUGUUAUUAUCAAAGAGGACAAAAGGAUAAGUCGCGGCGGCACAUGCGUCUUCAACGAAACGUCAUCUAGGCUAUUUCUCCGAGACACCGCUGUGGAUAGGCUGCGCAGUGUCAUGAGAUGUGCGUUCGGCACCGUAGCCUCUGUGAUUCAAGACAUUAGUGUUGGAUCGUAAAUAAGUGCUUUUUGUCCUUUUUAAACGUUUUUAGAGACAAGGAUACAAUAUCGCAAAAUAUCUUAUCGGGACUAUAAAUGGACCUGUUGUCACGCUACUACUGACGCUCAACCACGGACCGUUUCAUGGGUUUCUGGCCAACAAUGGGCGAAUGUAACCGGUUUACAUACCCGAACCUCUGGCUUUGGAAUAUUGGGGGCCAUCAUUCAAAGUUCACACAACUCUCAGUAAAAUAGAUGCAACCAAACUGUAUUGAAUUGAACGUGAACGACUGAGAUUUAUUAAACUAGGCUUUUGUCAAUAUGCAAAAUGCAUAUGUGUGCGCUUGAUUGCCAAGAAUGACUUGGCCGAUUGAUGGCAUUCGAUUAUAAAUUGUUAUAUUGUAGCCAAAUACAUUGUGCAAUUGUUGAUGAAUUAAGUUACAAUCUCAAGCCACUCAUUUGAGUGUUAGCCUACUCAUUUGCCAUAGACGGAUUCAUAAUUACUUGUAUGUAUACAUGAAUAUAUUUAACGUUCUUAACAAACGGAAAGGGAAUGCCACCCCGGUUGUCAAUCCAUAACAUGGAACCUAAGGACUGCAGAUUGAAUAUUGAUUGAGUUGAGUGAAAAGACAAAAGAAAAUCAUCAAUUAAUUUACGGAAAAUUAGGCUUUUUGGAGUUCUGCACAAUGGGGAUUAUGCUUCAAGUUAUUCUAGGAAUGUUUCAGUUCCUCUUGCUCUCCAGAAUACCCACGUCCCAUGCUAAGCUAGCCCACUGGAGACCUGCGGACACCACCCCCAAAUCUAGAGAAGUGCGUCGGUGGUUGGAGGUGUACUCUCGGAGUGGUUGUGAGCCCAGGGAUACCCUGGUUGAGGUGUGGCGGGAGUUGCCGGGAGAGACGCAUCACCUCUUCGUGCCUUCCUGUGUGUCGGUCCACCGCUGUGGUGGGUGCUGCUCCGACGAGGCACUGGAGUGUGUGCCCUCACUCACACACUCUAUCACCAUGGAGCUAAUGAAGACCUCCUUCAUGAAGCAUGAACUCAUUGAGCUGGACUUCGUUGAGCACAGCCAGUGUGAGUGCAGACUAAAAGAGAAUCUUCAAUCAGCCCCUACCAGGCCUGCAAAGCCUCUGAGGAAAGGCAGGAAAAGGGAGAGAGGAAAAUCCAAACGAAAGAAAAGUGGAACUAUACCCUCCUCUCCCCCCACUACGCCCUCUCUUCCCCCGACCACCCCGUCUCCCUUGCCAGGCCCUCGAUGUACCCCCUGUCCUGGGAGGAAGUGGACACUCGAUUUGCAUUCAUGUCGGUGUCGCUGCAACGUGACCACAGAGAUCUGCAGUCAGAAAGGGAGGAGGCUCAACCAGCACCUCUGCAGAUGUGAGGCCAGGAGGCGGUGAUGCUCUGUCUCUCCGCUGGUUCCAGACUCACUCUCAUCCAUGCUCAUCCACUCUCAUCCAUGCUAAGCAGAAGUCUGGGUAACAAAGAGGAGUGGAGGAUGUACCCCUAACUCUCCUCUUCCUUGUCCUCCAGAACCACCAAGUCAGUGCAGUAUUACAACGUAAAGAUAUGUACCUGUGUGUAGAGCUGUAUAUGUGUAGUCAGUCUCAUCACACAGCUUCUUCAGGCGCUUAGCUGCUAUCGUCCAGUCAAUGUGUAAGUAACACUCUCCUUCACAAGAGUAAAUGAUGGGACCAAAUGUAAAGCACAGUUUAGAUGUCUGGUAACAUGAGGGCGAUGUGAGGUAGUGAGUCGCCAGGACGUUAGUUGUGGACCAGACAGAAUUCAACACUCACACCUCCAAUGCUGUAUGGGACAUUGGGACUUUGGACAUGAAGAGGAUUUAAAGACUGAUCACAGAUCAGAUUUAACAGACGUGUUCAUGUUGAGUUUUGUUGUCUUCAUAGACACGGUGGGUCAGUUUUGCCCAUGAACUGCUAUUGGACUGUUUUGCAGAAAGACAAUGGCAACAGACAUAAUGAUCCUGAUAUUGAUACAUGUGUUAUAUUUUGUGUACAGGGAGACCCCCGAUAGGAGAAUGAUUCCAGGGUCAAGUCAUUAAAGUGCAGUAAGGAUAUAGAAUAGUGAAUGAACAUACAUGCACACACGCACACAUGUACACACACACACAUGUACACACACACAUGCACACACGUACCAGCUAUUUGUUGUGUGUAUAAAGCUGUCAGGGAUACCCCAUGGACCUAUAGCUAAGUCAGUUGAAUAGCUGCAUAGACUGUAUCUGUGUGGUCUACACACUGAAUGGCACAGAUGGGUUAACAUGCCACAGUUCUCUCUCAUUCACAGCAUAUGGUCACAGGCUGGAUCACUGAGGGGUUGUACAGGCUGGAUCACUGAGGGGUUUUACAGGCUGGAUCACUGAGGGGUUGUACAGGCUGGAUCACUGAGGGGUUUUACAGGCUGGAUCACUGAGGGGUUUUACAGGCUGGAUCACUGAGGGGUUGUACAGGCUGGAUCACUGAGGGGUUUUACAGGCUGGAUCACUGAGGGGUUGUACAGGCUGGAUCACUGAGGGGUUUUACAGGCUGGAUCACUGAUGGGUUUUACAGGCUGGAUCACUGAGGGGUUGUACAGGCUGGAUCACUGAGGGGUUGUACAGGCUGGAUCACUGAGGGGUUGUACAGGCUUGAUCACUGAGGGGUUUUACAGGCUGGAUCACUGAGGGGUUGUACAGGCUGGAUCACUGAUGGGUUUUACAGGCUGGAUCACUGAGGGGUUGUACAGGCUGGAUCACUGAGGGGUUUUACAGGCUGGAUCACUGAGGGGUUUUACAGGCUGGAUCACUGAGGGGUUGUACAGGCUGGAUCACUGAGGGGUUGUACAGGCUGGAUCACUGAGGGGUUGUACAGGCUGGAUCACUGAGGGGUUGUACAGGCUGGAUCACUGAGGGGUUGUACAGGCUGGAUCACUGAGGGGUUGUACAGGCUUGAUCACUGAGGGGUUUUACAGGCUGGAUCACUGAGGGGUUGUACAGGCUGGAUCACUGAGGGGUUGUACAGGCUGGAUCACUGAGGGGUUGUACAGGCUGGAUCACUGAGGGGUUGUACAGGCUGGAUCACUGAGGGGUUUUACAGGCUGGAUCACUGAGGGGUUGUACAGGCUGGAUCACUGAGGGGUUGUACAGGCUGGAUCACUGAGGGGUUGUACAGGCUGGAUCACUGAGGGGUUGUACAGGCUGGAUCACUGAGGGGUUGUACAGGCUGGAUCACUGAGGGGUGUUCUGUCAUCUGUUUGAUUUGGUUUUUGUCUCCAUCUCUCCGCUCUGGAGUGAAUGAGCUGUUCACGCCGACAGGGCAGUGAGGGGAAUGACAAUGAUGAGGCUUGGCUAUGGUCCAAGGGUUCACACACACACACACACUUCUGAUUAGAAAUGAAUGCAAUAUAAGAGUCUAAAUAAGUCCAAAUGUUUGUGUCUGUUUAAUUUUCUUUGUAGAAUUUGUUAUAUUUUGGCAUAAUUUUGUCCAGUUGACUUAUUAGAUGUUGUAUAUUGUGGAAUGUUUCUUUGUUUUGUUUUUAUUUGUCUAUAAUCCGUCUACAUAAAGAGUCCCUCUGGGUGGCCGACAAAGACCACUAGGUAGACAUCAGGCAUUUAAACAUAUCGCCACCUGUGUAGAAUUUUAAACAGGGAGAGAGUUCUCAAUGGCCACAAAAUAGGACACACUAUACAUUCUAAUGGGUAAGUAAAAUAAUCACCAGAAAAAUGAUGUCUAGCAAAUACACAUUCCCACUGCAGUAAAAAUAAACCAUUUAGUUCUCUGUCUGUGUGGGAUAUGUAGAGCUGUGGGGUUAGGAUACAGCUACAAUAUUGGUUAGAACCCCAUUCAACACUGAAAAUGGUUAAUUUCUACUUAACAUUGUUCAAGCUUCCAAUCUGUACCUCUUGUUAGCAGUGCUGGAACCCCACUAAUGUAAUUCCUGAGCCUGUGUCACAUUCCACAUGGGAUUCCACUGACAUUCCUUUUUAUAUUGUCCUUUUAUUUCAAACUCAGUCUGAAAAGUCUCUUUUCACUAAGCAAUAAGUAUGGUCUCUGAUUCAGAGACUGAGAUGAUCAUAGGAGUAUUUUAGCUGAAGUUGUAGCAGAUUCCUCUCCAAAAUCUAAGAUAAAACUCUGACAACAUAUCAGCGAUUCCUCUGAAGUCUGCCUGUUAACAGAGAUAGCUGAGGGAUUUGUGAGCUGUAUGUGACGUGUGUUUGAAUUCAGGCUCUGAGGUUGGUCCUGUGAGGGCAGUCAGACCAGACACAGCUCUACUGAAUGUGCCUCCCCUCCCUAUAGCUGGAAGCAUCUGUGAGCUCCUCUCCUCUGAAUGGCGGCCAAUGAAUGCCAACCCAAAACCCCCAAGGUAUAUUUCGCAAAGCGGCAUUGUCUAGCUGUGUGUUGGUCCACAGGAAACUUGCCAGUUACAGAAAGACACUUCUAGAAGGGACUAAAUGCUCUAUUCAAGCAGUAGUAUACUACCCAUGUCCAUGACAUAGUCUAAAUGAAUGUGCUGGUUGCUCCUCUUGUCUGCACGCACCUAGUCUUCCCUCAACCACCUUGUUGUAGACCCACGAGUUGGACAAGGCGAGUCUAGCAGAUACCCUAUCUACUGUAGACUGUCCAGGUAGACCUAUUCUAGCCCCCAUGGUCUUAUACUCAGCUAUAGCAGGCAGACCCUGACUAAACAUACAUAAUAAUAUCUUAUGUCUUAUAUCCAACCACCAUCUUGUGUAUGAUGUAGAGCAUACUUUAGAAUGUCUUGUAAUUCAUUCCAACUAUACUCCCAUGUUAGACUGUACAAAUGCGUUGUGAUUUGUAUAUCACUGAUACUAUUUAUGCUGCUACACCUUUUGUGCCCAAUCUGAUGUAAGUGUGCAACUGUCUGUACCAUGCAGAGUAGGCCUAUAUUAUGACUGACUAAUCAACCUGAUGUCUAUGUAAACAAAGCAUACUGUCCUAUUGAAGAUGUUAAUACUACCAGGAAAUGUUCAAAACAACCAUGAUACAAUGUUCCAGAUAUUAUUAAAUGAAACGUCUUAUUUUUCGUAAAAGGUA